This is a messenger RNA of Mugil cephalus (flathead mullet), 7911 nucleotides long. Its product is annotated as oxygen-regulated protein 1-like. Gene Ontology annotation, biological process: intracellular signal transduction; retina development in camera-type eye; photoreceptor cell development. NCBI's taxonomy places the organism in Eukaryota, Metazoa, Chordata, Actinopteri, Mugiliformes, Mugilidae. The record is from RefSeq and is a predicted model, not a curated record. The transcript is spliced from 4 exons. Gene Ontology annotation, cellular component: axoneme. Bases 132 to 7241 code for a protein of 2369 amino acids.
UGUGUCUCCCGAAAUAACCGGUUACUGUGCAGUUAGCUCUCCGGCCGUCAUGAUGUAGAGCAUGGAAUAACAUUUUAUGGCUCCUUUCAAAACAAUUGGGAUGUUUGCGAUGCCGCUGAAGCCAGUCGACAAUGAUGCAUGAGACAGGGCUUCGAAGGCUCCUCCCUGACCAGUUAUCGGGGAGUGGGCACACUUUUGGCACCACGCGCCACCCAAGCAUCAAUGACCCCAUCCUAUCGAAGAGGGUCUGCUUCUACAAAAGUGGGGAUCCGCAGUUCAGUGGCCUGCGCCUGGUCAUCAACAGUCGCACCUUUAAAACCUUCGACGCACUCCUGGACAGUCUUUCUAAAAAGGUUCCCCUGCCAUUUGGUGUUAGGAAUAUUACGACUCCUCGGGGGGUUCACGCAAUCUGCACACUGGAUGAACUUGAGGAUGGAAAAUCCUACAUCUGCUCCGACAGCCGUAGAGUAAAACCCAUCAAUCUGGCCCUGGCCAGGAAAAAGCUGCCACCCUGGUACAAUGCCAGACCCGUUACUUCUCAUCGUCGCCGGACUGUGCGGCAAGCCGCGUUUUUCCCGGGCUGGAGCAUCCACAAGCAGAAGCCGGUGGUCGUGCGCACGCCCAAGAAACUGCUGGUUUUCCGCAAUGGGGACCCCACUGUAAGACACACUGUGGUGCUUCACAAAAAGACUACGCCGAGCUAUGAGUCUAUCCUGGAGUACAUCUCAGAGCUGAUGCAGUUCCACGUGGUGAAAUUAUACACUCCAGAGGGCAGACGUGUUGACGGUCUUCCAGGUCUGAUAUUGUGCUCUGGGACUGUAGUGGCCGUAGGCAGGGAGCCUUUCAGACCUGCAACCUACAGUGCAGAGACAUCGCCAGCUCCCAAAUGGCUGCAUACAAACCGAAUGGGUCUCAAGAGACAAAAGGAUAUGAAUCGUAAAAAGAAGUCACUAUCAUUUUCGUCAAAGUCAAGGAAUUUCUCCCCGUCAUCUGAGAGGUUCAUUGUCAAUCAGAUUCACAACACCAUCGCGGGGAGUUUAUGUGACGUACCCUGUGACCUCAGUAACUCAGCUGAGUUGGAGUCCCGUCGUAUACUGGAGUCAGUAGCAGAAACAGAAGGUGGCGCCGGCUUUUGCGAUGGAGAUGAAAGGCGGAGCACGACGCUGCCGAAUGAGGACGACAUCGAGAAGUCCUUUCGGGUUAAUCAGGACGGCAGCAUGACGGUUGAGAUGAAAGUACGGCUGACACUUAAAGAGGAGGAAACCAUCCAUUGGACGACCACCUUGACACGCUCAAGUGUAGCCAAUCAGCUUAAUGCGACCUGCUUACCGGAGCUUGAGGCAGGGCAGGAGAUCUGUUCACCUGAAUCAAACUCACUGGAUCUACAAAGCCCUGCUGCGUCCAUUGACUUCAACAAGGACAAAACCAGAGACGACAAUGAUGAUGAUCCACCAUCGCUGGGCAAUGGAGCUUUCAGUGAAAGUGGUAAUGAAGAGGAUGAUAUCAAAAACCAUUCAGAUGUGUUGUCUCCAAGGAGAGCUCCAACCCCUGGACACAAACAACUGACCAACAAUGAGCAGAGCAGCACUAAGCCAGUACCCAAACCAAGGAGAUUUGAAUCUACAGAGAGCAGCAGCAGGAACAUCUCUUCAUUCAAGUCAGCAGAAAUGACGGAAUUUUUGCAGAUUGAAUCCAGUGGAGAGGAGAUCGCUGAAACAGUCGUACACAUUUACGAACAGCAGACUUGUCAAGACAAUUUCCUCGCCAACGUUUGUGCACACAGCAUGUCUGCUUCUGGAAUUACUUUUGGAAGGCCAGCUACUUCAGAGACUGGUCAUCUCUCCUCAAACAAUGAAUUUGACACAGAGCACUGGAGGCCAUCAACUGCCUCUGAGUCCAUUAGUAUCUGGAGGACAGAGAGCAUGUCAUUAACAUCGGAUUUAAACUUGCCACCGAUGAAAACUGGUGCACUUCAAACAACUACUAGAAAAUUCCAAGCGAAGCCCCAGCAAAUAAACCUCAGUAAACACGGGAUGGUCUCCUCAAAACCCAAGGCGGUUAAACAUCUCGGCAAAAAGCAAGAGGUGAUUUCUGGGGGAGCAACCAAGACUCCAAAGAAAGCAAAAACUUUCUCCAGCGCUGGGUUCCUUAAGAGAAUAUAUGGAAACAAAUCCAAAUCAACUAAAAGUAUUAAAAAGCUUAAAAAAAGACCAACUCAAAAUGGGGAUGGGGGUGUUACAAAACACAGAUUAGAACAAUCAGAUGACACAACACAUAGCAUGGUCAAAAACCCAAAUAUACCAUCAGCACUGACAGAGCAUAUGAGCGAAAGAGUUUCUUUUGAAACAAGCAGGAUGAGUGUUUCUCCCAGUGGGUUUAGCCAACCACGGGGAAUACUGACACGGCAGACGUCAAUGCAUACGGAAAAAAAGGGCAAACAUGAGUCCUAUGUUACCAAUAAAUACAUAGAGAACUGGCUGGAGCAAGCCCACUUCAACCCUAAAACUGAAAACAGCAGGUGUGGAGAUUCUGAAAAUAAGCAAGAAGUUAAGUGUUGGGAGGAAACAUCAAAAAUCGAAACAUGCCAAGCCUCCGAACCACCACCAGAAGCUUUGUUGACAACAACUGUCAAACUGAGAGUCCGGUCUUUUGAAAGUCAAUCAUCAUCAAGUCAGUCAGCGGAGACCGCCUGUCAGCCAGUUGCUCAUAAUGGCAACAGUAAGAUAUUAGCUCCAAGAAAUAUAGAAGAAAUGAAUCCUCUCUCAAAUGGUAUCUGUCCCAAAAUAAUUCCACCAACUAAGACUUCUACAGAAAUGCCAUCAGGUGGGGAAGUUAAAAAUAAAUCAACCCCAGUCAAAAUCUUGUUUCAAAAGGCAACACCUUCCAAUACACUUUCAAUGGAGAUGGAGCUACCACUACCUCCACCACCUGCUGAAAACACAGAGCUACCAAACCCAGAAUACUGCAUGGAUGUAAUGUCAUUGGCAAGCAGCCCAUCAUAUAGAAUCUCAUCACUGACCGGUCAAGAAACAGAUAAUAAUGUAUCCGUCAGUCCUACAUCAGACAAAACUAUGUCACCAACUGAAGACACAAAGGGAGUAACAUCUGUUCACACUGACAUUCCUUCUACGCUGAAUGAGGCACCAUUAUCAAGAAUUCCAUCCAUUAAAAGGGCCCCUUUGGUCAGUAAUCUGUCUCUUGAAAGGAAAAUGUCUCUCAGAAAGGCCUGUGUGGAUGAAUAUACUUUAAGUAAUGAUGCCACUUCAGAGUUGAAGACAUUAUCUACUCCUAUGAACAGUGUUGCUGAUGUUGUGCCAGCGAAUUCACCACGACCCAUCAAAGCAGAACCAGAAGAGACACAGGAAUCAGUCUUAGAUCCUAUCAGCAAGAAGUUAUGUUGUACUUCUGUAUCCCCUACUAGUUUAACAUCUGAGGAGAGAGUGUCAUCAGCAAGCAUUUCAUCAAGCGAAGCUUCAAUGCCAAGCGAUCUCCCACUUAAAGACGUGAAAAUCAGUAAAACACCAUUUUUAACUCAAAAAGAGGCAUCGUCGCCUAAAACUGUUGUGAAAAAAGCAAAGCUAAUCAGCAGUCCAUCUCCAGAGAGGAAAUUUAGUAACAAGAAAAUUUCUUUUGACCUCCCAAAUAGCUCUCCGAAGUUAUCAUCAGUGCAUACACACUCUCCGGAUAAAACAAUAUCUCCAAAUUUUGGAAAACAAAAAAAUGCAACACCAAAUGCUAGCCCUUCUACUGAGAGAAAGCACGGGCUCUAUAAACCAAAACUGCAAAAGACACCAUCUCCAUAUUCUCACUCUCUGGACAUGGCGUCACCACCUGUCAGACACAAGUCAAAUAGAAAGCCGCUCUCCAGAAACCUCUCCACAGACAACCCAUCGGAGCUGACAAAUAAAACACAAAGGACAACACCAUCACAAAAUAGAAUUCACCAAACACAGCCGGUAAAAACGACAUCUGAACCGGGGAAAACGUUGGCCUCUGACACUUUAAUGCCUUUGGAAGCUGAUGAAAGUAAUGAAAAUAAGGUUGUAGGAGCAGAUCAACACAAGUCCAUCACAUAUAUGCAAACAAUACCACAGCCAUUAAACGAUGCAAACCAGCCCAACAUGAAACCUGUUCUUGAGAAGAUUUGCUACUCAAUCAAGUCAAUCAGACAAAUAACUCAGAACAAACGGCCAUCAUGUCUGGAGAGGUCCAACAGCUUACCCGACUUCUCCUCUCAUGUGGCUUCAACGUUUGGCUCCUCAUCUAAAGCUCUUCUUGCUUUCUUGUCAGUCAUGACCCUAAAGGAAGGCCUAACUUCCUUAAAUAUGAAUGAACUGAAUGCAAACAAUGUCAGCUGUGCAGAGGCUUUGAAAAUGAUCGAUUCUCUCAGAGAAAUUGCGUGCAUUGAGGAUUCCCACAAGCUGAAAACUAGCUUGUCAGAUUUGCAACAAUCAGCCUCGAAACAGCUUCUGCAAAGUUGGAAGGGCUUUCAGGAACUCAGUGACAGGUGCAAAAGUCGAAGCUCAUUGUCUGACAGUUCAGAGCAAGAACUCAAUACCAAGGCGGGUUCAGACUGUGGCAUUGAAGAAAAUGUUAUUGAUGAGAUCAUGGAUGACCUUGAUGUACCGGAAAAGCUCAAGGAAGAAUUGGCUUCGUUUUCGGCGGCAGUCAUAAGUGACAAUGUAGAAAAGAGGUCUGCCAAGAUCACUGAUAGAAGUGAGCGGUCACCAGAAGAAAACAGUGGCGAAAACACAAAGCACUUCUCCAUAAACGAUAGUGUCAAUGUCCAGGAAGUUAUACAAGAUGAUAAAGCUGCUGGUGAUGUGAGGUCAAUAAUUAAAAAAUUCUCUGACGUGACGUCUAAACAGAAUGAAGCUGUGACCAAGUGUCAAAGAGGUACACCCAGUUAUAAACAAAUUCCAGAAGAAAGGCAGCUUUACACUACACUGCUUGAACAGGAGGAUGGAGAGAGCUUGCAGACAUGUAAGGAUGCAAUACAUCAAGACUGGGAACGUAGGCAGAGUGAGGACAGCUCGAGUAUCCCUGAGGAUGAGUGCAUCCAUGAUGAUAACGCAGCUUCACAGGAGGAAAGGCAGAAGAUGUCAAGUGCCAAUAAAGAUUUAGGACUAAAAGAGAAACAAUUUGCAUCCAGCUCAGAGGAAGGUCAUCAGCAUAGCUCAGAAGAGGAAGAACCUGAAGUAGCAUGGGAGGAGAGCGAAAAGAAGAGAGGUGACGGUGAAGACUUGUCAAUGUCUCAAAGUCUCUCCGAGGAAGAAAAGGACGACGGACCACGACCUAACUACUAUGUGGAAUUGAAUGUAAAAGGGGAGAAAAGUGUGUCCAACUCAGAGGAAGAGCAAUCAGAGGUUGAAAGUAAGGAGCCAUGCGACAAAGAUGACUCAUCAUGUCUGUCCGAGACUCAGAGACAAGUGACUCAAGCAUGCAGUAUGGGACUGAAUGUCAGCGUUGAUGAAAGCACAGGAAAUUCAGAUGCCGAUGAGCAAUGUUCAGAGGAAGAGCCACCAGAGGAUGAACGUAAGGAACUGCAAGCUAUUGUUGAGGAAAAUCUGUCUGGCGAUGACGGAGAACAGGACGACAUGGAGGAGGAACACCUUUCAGAUGAUGAGGGACAAAAUUGUAAAGGGUUUAGUGUUUUGACAGAGGAAGCAGGUGGAGAAAAGGUUAGCUCAGAAGAUGAAGACAUUCCUGCUGUACAACACGUAGCAGAAGGUUUUAGAUAUAAUGCAGAGGAAGAUAGUGGGAAUGAUCACAACAGCUGUGAAGAACACGUGGAUGAAGAGCAACCAAGGGUCGAACAUGCACACAUCAGCCUCUCAGUUGAAGAAGAUGAUUAUGAAAAAGAGACGAGCUCGGAAGAGGAGCGAUGCAACAACCAAAGGAGUCCACAAAUUCAGGAAUCUCCUGCUCUGGCAACACAGUCUACAGCCACCACAUGUGAAAAGUCUGUGGUGAAGCCAAAGCAUCAGUCUGAAGAAAUAAUAUCACAAACUGUCGCAGAGAGAAUACUUCUUCUUCAAAAACAAGUUGCUGACAUCCAGAAAAGAAAAGAUACAACGAAAAGUCCGACAAUAACACGUCUCUCACAAAGAGAUAACUCUUUAGAGUCAGAUGUGGAAGAUUCCCCUUCUGAUUCGCCUACAUCUCAGAUGGCCCCCAGCACCCAAUCGGCUCCUCAGUCGUCGCUGUCUUUCAGCUAUGACUCCAGCGGUGUUAUAACCAAAGAGCCUGAAGGCAGAGUCAGAUCCAUCAGGGAAAUGUUCUUAGCAAAGUCUGGCGCACAUGCCCAGCAAAGUCGUUUCCCGGGCCAAAGCACACCGCAGCUGUCCGAGCUAAGAGCCGAAACAUCAGUUAGUGGAGGGUAUCAGUCUCAGACUUCAAGCGAGCUGUCCAGUGGCGAAGAUGACACCGCACGGAAAUCCAUCACCAAAGGCUUUGUUAGGAGGGCAAUCGAAAGGCUUUAUGGCAAGAGAGACGCUUGUCCUGACGAGGAAUCCGGUGAAAGGCCUCCAUUGGAGCCAAAGCAGAAGAAAAAUGAACAUUCGAGCAUUUUCUCUCCAUUCCACGCGGCCCGAACCAAGGCAAUGUCUGAAUUUUCUUACUUCAGUUCCUCUAAUGCACUGGACACCUUAAGCGAAGCGACAAGAUGCAUCGCUUUUAAUGCACAAGUCGGGCCUGGGGACAGUGUUCCCAUUGAUAGUGGACGAUGGCUCCUCAGAGAGAACACAGUGAUCAGGAAGUCAGUCUCAGAUCCAGUAGGAAUAAACAAAGCCUUCACAGACGCUCCUCAUGGCGAAGAAAUAUGUAAGGACACAAAGGAGAACGUUCCAUAUUCUCUCUUCAGUACAAAUUCUGAAGUGGAAGACAAGGCCAAGACAUGUUCCAAAAAAUGCACUUACUUUUCUUUGCCCCACGCUAGCGAGUCAGACGUAUGUCAGGAUGACCUGAGCACAGGUAGCAAGAGCAGCAUGAAUGGUGACAGCAUCGUGGAAGCAAAGGACAACUCAGAGGACACCAAAACGUGGGUAGAGAGGAACGGCAUGCUGCCAAGCAUUCCCGACUUUAAGUUGACGGAUAACAAAGUGUACCCUCUUCCACCUGAUGGCGAGGUGGUGGUGCUGCAGCCUGGGAAAGGCCAAGGCGUAGUUAACAGAAGGAUCCAGGAACCUGAUGUGUUGGACAUACUGUACAAUUUCUGUGGUCAGCAUUGUCCCAUAUUGUAAGGCGAAUUAAGAAUCUGAAUAAGAGUCACUGUUGGGCUUCAGUAGAAUAUAUCUUCUUUGGUGCCUACAUUUUGACGUUGCCAUAGUCUUGGCGUAUAACACUAUCAACUCGUGAACUCACCGAAGCUGAAUGUGAGCUUGUGCUACCGUUGGUUGGUUUAAGCUCCGUGUUCAGUGUAAAAAUAGGGAACGUUUAUUUAAAAGACUUGAUUGUGUUUUUUGCCACGCACACUCCUGAGCAGCUCUUUUCUACUUAUAGGUUGCCUGUCAACACAGUAAGCACCCAGAGCAUUACGGUAAUCUCAUUUUAAACUUCUUUAAACCGAUCAAGUCCCCGCAGAUGUCAGGCAACAAGGCCAAUCCCGAACGCAACGAGGGUCAGUCCAUGACCACGGCUCAGUCAAAAAUGGUGCCGUUUGUUUUCUUCCAGUCAAAAAAGCAACACAGCAUGAACCAAUUUGUGUACCGAUUAAAGAAAUGAACAAUUAAUUAUGUUGUAUAAUGUAUAUCGGUUGUCUACAGUGUAAAUAAGUCAAUAAUCAUAUGUAAACACAUAUUUAACCUUUUAUUUAUCAUUAGAACAAACUGUUGUAUGGUUUACAAAGUGGCAGCUGUUUUUUGUCUUUUUAAAUUGAUGUGUAAGAAUAAAAGCGUGUGUUUACAACUGUUA